UCAUCUAGUUACUUCGCAAAUUCAAUGUGUGGACGGCUGCCGGAACUGGCGGGAAAUCGUUGGCAUCAGCUGAUUUCGAACGAGAUCGUAUGCACGAUUACGAGGCAACGUUGCAGAUUACGACGGAAUAAUGGUGAUUGAUCCGUUGGUAUUGCCGAUCGAUCCGUGCGAAGUAAAAUAAUUGUGCGAUGAAUACGAUCAGCGCGGAGAAAUUUUACGGCGGUAGAGUAUGUAAGCGAAAGAAACCGAAAUCCGACACUAACUGGGUGAAGAUACACCGCGUCAUGCCGUCGCACAUAUUGGGCCCGACGCAAUAUUGGAAGGAAUUUUCCAAACAAGCGGACGCGCUGGCCGUGGCCGCCGAACGUAGCACGAAAACGGACACGCUUUGCACUUUCGUGUAUCAGCGAGCCAGCGACGGUAGCCGCAAAUUCGUCGUCGCGCAUCCGGAGGUGUACUGGUGGUACUACAGAGCCAAACCGCAGGAGCAGAGGUGUUCGUACGAGGUAAUACCAAAAGGUUCGCCGUGCUGGCUGUAUCUGGAUUUAGAGUACCAAAUCAAGUUAAAUCCCCUCUGUGAUGGCUCACGCAUGACCAAAACAUUGAUAGACAUUAUACGCACAUACCUACUCAAUCACUAUCACUUGUUGUGUGAUAGAAACAGUAUUUUAAUACUGGAUUCUACUUCCAGCGAAAAGUUCAGCAGACACGUUAUUUUUACAAUGAAAGACAUGGCUUUCAGAGACAACUCGCACGUCGGAAGACUCAUAAAAACAAUAUACAAUGAUAUCGUGCUUUACUUGAAGUCUGAUAGUUCGCAGCCGCAUGGAAUUUUGAAACCCUUUAACAAAACCGACAUUGAGGAAAUGAUCGUGGAAACAGCAACGCAUGGCAAAAAAUUGUUUAUUGACAACGGUGUCUAUACAAAGAAUAGACAUUUUAGAAUAUAUCUAUCUACCAAAUGGGGAAAACAGUCGUACUUAACCAUGUCUCCAGAUUGCACACACACUCUACUGAAUGCAUGCAAAGAGAAGGAAUUGGGAAUCUUUUUGGAUUCCCUGAUAUCGUACUUUCCGAACAAGCCAAAUUUAAUUCUGCUAGAAUUCCUGAAUUGUAGCAACGUGACGGCUCAACUCUAUUCCAAAAUAUUAACGCAAACUGUUCGCAAGGAUGACAACCAGACAUCACCAUAUCCUGAAAUAGAUAAGUAUGUUCGCAGUAUCAUUGAUCCUGGCAAGAUACGUGUCACUAAAUACUUCGAUAAUACCAAGACAGUGAAAUAUGAAAUUUAUGGUAACAGAUUCUGUGAGAACAUUGGCAGGUGGCAUAAAAGCAACAAUGUAUAUUGGAUUGCGGAUCUGAAUAAGAAAGAGAUAUACCAGAAGUGCCACGAUGAGGAUUGCUCGGGUUUCUCGUCUGUCCCAAAAAGCUUACCAGAAGAAAUUAUUUUCAUGUUAGACACAGAAGGGGAUAUUCUCAUAUCCAAUGUUACGAUAGAUGGAAAUAUUAUAUCUAAGAAGUAGUAGUAGUCUUUUUUGUUAUAAAUAUGAAUAAAAUUUAUAAAAAUAUA
Messenger RNA from Dinoponera quadriceps, 1570 nucleotides. RefSeq names its product DNA-directed primase/polymerase protein-like. NCBI's taxonomy places the organism in Eukaryota, Metazoa, Arthropoda, Insecta, Hymenoptera, Formicidae. The coding region runs from base 189 to 1523 and encodes 444 amino acids. The record is from RefSeq and is a predicted model, not a curated record. Gene Ontology annotation, molecular function: chromatin binding; DNA-directed DNA polymerase activity. Gene Ontology annotation, biological process: response to UV; replication fork processing; mitochondrial DNA replication. Gene Ontology annotation, cellular component: mitochondrial matrix; nucleus. The transcript is spliced from 3 exons.